Messenger RNA from Sander lucioperca (pikeperch), 1908 nucleotides. RefSeq lists its product as uncharacterized. Gene Ontology annotation, molecular function: lipid binding. Gene Ontology annotation, cellular component: extracellular region; membrane. The transcript is spliced from 12 exons. The coding region runs from base 2 to 1825 and encodes 607 amino acids. The record is from RefSeq and is a predicted model, not a curated record. Gene Ontology annotation, biological process: lipoprotein metabolic process; lipid transport. NCBI's taxonomy places the organism in Eukaryota, Metazoa, Chordata, Actinopteri, Perciformes, Percidae.
GAUGAAUUCCACCAUCACCAGCUCCCAGGACGUCCUAGAGCCGGUCUACGAAGACCCGGAUGCGCCAAAGCCUGCUGUUCCAGAUGGAAGCCAGUCAGAGGUCGAAGCCAAGCCUGUACCUCCUCCCAGGUCCAGACAAUCCCAGUCCCAGUGUAACGAUAACGUUUACUCUGCAGACACAACUAGCAAUACAACCAAUGCAGUGAAUUCCCAACUCGGUGAAUAUCCUGCAGACUAUAAGACACCUCGCCCUGUUCGUCCUCCUCCCAGACCACCACUGAGCAAAUGUAUGACCACCAUUAAACUCAAAGCAGCUGUCGAUGAAGACUAUCACUGUAUAAGUUCAAACUCUGAGCCAACUCCUCCAGCUGUUACUCCUGAGAAAAUACAAUCUCCUCCUCCGCCGCCGCGGCCUAAAUGCCGCCCUUCUCCCUCCAGCUUUUAUGGACCACAUUCUACAAAUGGUCUAACAUCUGAGAGCUACACUGAUGAGAGUCAGCAAUCCAGCCAUUACUACGUCAGCUUUAUGCGAGAAUCUCCUGCCUCAGCUGCUUCUGGAGAACAGGUGAACCCCUGCGGGACUUUUAAUCCAACAGCCACAGACAGCACUGACAGACCUGCAGCCCCGCCUCGAUUCAGGAAGUACCCCCUACCCUGCUCUGUCUCCUUGUGUGAAACGUCGCCUUUACAGUCCACAGACAGCACUGACAGACCUGCAGUUCCGCUUCGGCUCAGGCAGUCCUCCCUCCCCUGCUCUGUCUCCUUGUGUGAAACGUCGCCUUUACAGACCAAACCUCCACCGCCUUCAUUCAGCCCGCCAUCCCCACCUUCAAAAGGGAAAGCAUUGGAGUCAGUGUACAGUGAGAUCCAGUAUCCUCCCUACCUGGACGUACUGCCAGAGGAUGUAGAUAAGAGGACAAAAGAGAGGCCAGCAGUGCGCUACCAGAAUGACCGCUGCUCCCCUCAUCAACAGACCCCCAAGGAUAAAGAGGACCUCAUUGGGAUGUUGAGAUGGUUGAUACGAGUGUCAAAAUCUGAUUCCAUGGCGCCGUCAUUGUAUGGCCUCACUAUAGAGGAAGAAAUAAGGUCAUUUAAUCAGAGGGCGAUAAAUGUGAGAAAGGCUCUGCGUCUCUACAACCUUCUCAUGAUGAAGCGCAACGAAAGCCUGCGGACCAUCAUCGGUGAGUUCAGCUCCAUCUCCGACGGCCUGGACAAGAUAAAGAAGACGGCCAAAACCAUGGGCAUCGCUGGAGGCACCACAGGUGCUGUUGGAGGGGUGACUGCAGUCUUGGGUAUCGCCUUCGCUCCUGUCACCUUUGGUACCUCACUUAUUGCUACAGCUGUUGGUGCUGGUAUGGUGGCGUCCGCUGGGGGUAUGGGCGCCCACAGUGCUAAAGUCAACAAGAAGAUUGUGAAUAAGAUGACAGUUGAGAAACUAGUAUAUGAAUAUAAGGGAAAUGUUGUAGAGCUGGAACAUUGUCUGGGGUUUAUCCUCUCUGGGAUGAAUGAGCUGCGAAGGCACGACAUUGCCAGGUUACAGAGGGCAGGAGCCCAGCCUGAUGCACUGAAGAUGGCACAUCUGUCACAGUCAGUGUUUAACGUGAACAAUGAUAGGAAGACAUCCAAUGCACACACAGGCGGGAUGUCCUCCGAGAGGCUGCUCCAGGACUUUGUCAAGGAAAUGGAUCAGUAUUUUACAGAAAAGGAUGAUCAGAAGCUGAAGAAGUCAAACAGGAGCAGGUUUUCUGGUAGAGUUCGCCUGCUGGCAAAAAAUCUAGCAGAUGAGCUAGAUCAUCUGAAUCGUAUGUGGGAAAUGUUUAGUUGAAUCAAAGGUGUGUGUCUGUGUGUGUCUUUGUGUGUGUGUCUUUAUUUACCACUUGUAUUUUAAUAAACAUUGAAUAUUUGUUA